Molecule: messenger RNA, 3786 nt
Organism: Paralichthys olivaceus (Japanese flounder)
Lineage: Eukaryota; Metazoa; Chordata; Actinopteri; Pleuronectiformes; Paralichthyidae
Source: RefSeq, a predicted model, not a curated record
UUACCUCAUCCACUCAUUGUAUCGAUCGUGUGGCGAGCGGAGAGACAGGCGUCUCCAUGGAAACGCACAUUGCCGAACAGUAGAUCGGAAACAACCGAACACUUCCGCUGAUCUCCAGACAACACUGAGCGGUACAUGUGCAUCUUCACUGCCUCGGCUACUGACUGAAGAUCUGUGCAUCUACUGACUGUGUUUCUACUGACUCUAGAUCUGUGCAUCACUUAUCGCUUCCGGGCUCCGUGUUGUUGAAUGUGUUGUGUCGGGAUCGAACACUUUAUGUUCCCAUCAUGGUCGUUUCUGUGGAGGAGGUUUCUUCGUCUCUUGUGAGGGAAUACCUGAGUCGCAAGGGACUGAAGAGAACUAUCACCUGCAUGGAUGAGGAGCAUCCACGUACAGAGGCCAGCAUCAACAACAGAUCUCACCUGAGGCAGGUCCUCAACAUAGAGAGUCUCUACAGAGAGAACAAGGUUCACAGCUCCCCCCUGAAAACCUUACUGGAGAUUAUUGUAAAGCAUCACAUAGCAGGUCUUAAUUAUGACCAGUUCCCCAGCAGUGGAAGUGAUCGUCUGCUGUCAGCUUCAGCUGUCGGCUCUGCUGCUUCUCCUGCGUUUACACCAGGAGAGAUGAACGAGGAAAACACAGCAGCCUUUGUUCAUAGCAAACUAAUCAAACCAAGGUCUGAUGUAGAAGAAUUCCCCCCUUUUCAAACUACUUAUACCUCAUCACUGCCUGAAACAGACAGUCUGCACAGCAAUAAUCAAACAUGUUUCCUGACCUAUGACUCAGAGGAUCACAAAGGUCAUCCACUGUUGGCUCCUGCCCAGGACACUGAGAGCUUCAUGAGAAGAGAACCAGAGAAAAAGACGACCAUCACUGAGAGCACCCAAAGGAGCAAAACAAAUCGAAUUAGACGUGGCAUGAUGGCUGGACCUAUAGCAAGUUCACCUCAGGAAUCAAAUAAAAAAAGGCUAAGUCGAAGGGUAGAUGCUCCCCAGCUGCCACUCAGAAAACAAGAAGAACACAGGCAGUCAAGGGAUGGACUCUUGAUGACUGGCUCUCAUCUGAAAAGUGUGGAAAGUGUUCAAACAGAAAUAUGCUCAGCUGACUGCGUGGGAGGGAGACGGGAGUUGCUGAGUGCACCAGAGAGAACGCAGAGUGGAAACAGCUUUGAGAAAGUGGGGCAAGACUUGCUCAAGACAAGAAAAGUAAAGACCAGGCCCAAUGUGGCGGAUCAGGAUGUGUCCGAGAUGCUUUUAGAUGACAUUGAUGACGAUCUGCAAGAUCUCUCUAAAGUGUCCUUCCAGAGAACCGCCAGAGAGCGCAGCUAUGCAGGCCGUCCGAUGGACCAACACACUGCCGUGGUUGUUGUUUUUCUGUUUUUUGUUUUGCUCCAGGAAUUGAAAGCGAUUCUUCUUGGUUCCAGCGUAAAUUGUUUCAGCGCUGAGUGGAGGAAUCAGGGCUUCACAUUCUCUGAAACGCACGACCUGAGAUAUGGAAUUGUGCAGAAAAAGGGUGGUCCUUGUGGAGUUCUGGCAUCCAUCCAAGCCUUUGUUCUGAAGAAGCUGCUGUUUGAGAAUGCUGAAAGCAAGAACACAGGCCUCCAGAGAUUAACACCUUCCAGCAAUACCAGAAGAAAGUGUCUCAUUUUAGCCGUGGCUGAAAUCCUGUGGAGGGCUGGCGAGGAGAAACAAGCCACAGUUGCAAUCAGUUCAGGAAGAAACCAUUUCACCCCAACAGGACACUACAAAUCUGAGGGUGUGCUUGAAAAGAUAACAGUUUUCUCUCUGGGGAGCGUCAACGAUCUGCAGUUGCUGUUAGAGCAGCAUAUUGAGCAGUUUGAGACGGGUGUGUUAGGUUGCAUUCUGCUGACCAUAUCUGCUGUUCUUUCUCGAUCUGUCGAAAAAAUAAGAGAAGAUAUGGACGUGCCCACCACCACACUCAUCGGAGCUCAUGGUUACUGCACUCAGGAGCUGGUCAACUUGUUGCUUUGUGGCAGAGCAGUUUCUAAUGUGUUUGACAAUGACAUGGAGUUAGACUCAGGCAAUGGAAACAUGACUCUACUCAAGGGAAUGAAAGGCCGCUGUGAUGUCGGCUUGCUGUCCUUAUUCGAACAUUAUAACAUCUGUAAGGUAGGAGCUAACAUGAAGACUCCCCGCUACCCCAUCUGGGUGGUGUGCAGUGAGAGCCACUUCAGUGUGCUCUUUGGCCUGCAGAGGGAGCUGUUGACCAAUCAGGACAGAGAUCUGGAGUUUGACAUGUACUAUUAUGAUGGACUGGCCAAUCAACAGGAGGAGAUCCGGCUCACCGUCUCUGUUGGUAAAUCGACCAUGAGCAGCCAGGACCCUGAUCUCAUUCCUCCACUGGAGCACUGUAUCCGUACAAGGUGGACAAAUGCAUUUGUCAGUUGGAAUGACACAGAGCCGAUUCUCUAACUGAUCACUAGGUUUAUGUAAUUUGCCAGGACCAACAAUUAUCAUUUUGUGUCACCAGUAUAGAUAUUUUUACACAUUUUUAUGUACAAUAUGUUGUUCAUAUUGUUUAAGUUCUCUUCAUAUUGAUCUAUAUAUUUCAAUGUCACUAUUGUUUUCUCUUCCGAAGUGAGAAACUGUCAAAUUUGAUUUCGUCCUGCCAUUUGUUCACGUGCCACAAUGAUCUAGAUGUUACAUAUCACAUAAUGUAUGUGCAGCUUUGGGUCCACAUUUGGAUACGACACAUCACGUCAGCCACAGAGUCUCAUGCUGUUACCUAAACAUUUUAUUCAAGAAGAUGCAAUAACUAGAUUUUUGAAAGGUUUAGCAAUAAUGUGUCGGGAUAAACACACUUGGAUUGAAAGUCUUAUAUGUUGCCUAUAAAAGGUCAAUUGAUGCAACAUACCGUUUGAACAUAGUGGCCUUUUGCUGUCUACCUGUAUUGAUUGUUCUUCAUAUUUCACAUUAGGGUGAUAUAAUUCCACUGUCUAUUGCUUAUUAUAAAUAUAUCUAUAAAUAUGUCAAGUCACAUUUAUAUUUAUCUGUCAAGCAAUUUUAAAAACAGCUGACCCAAAGUGCUUUACAAUCAUAGCAAAUGAAAAAGCAAUAUAAGUGUUGAUAAAAAGUACUGUGAUCAAAAUCAAUGCAAGAAAAAUGAAAGUAACAUAUUAGAAUGCAGUAAUAUUAUAUAUAAUCAAAAACUUAAAGAAAAAUGUUCAUUAUAAAAUAUUUUUACACCAUGUCUUAACAAAUUUUACUUGCUGAUUAUAAUCUAGUCAGAUUUUGAUUUUAAUAAUCAAGUAUUAAAUUCCUGAAAUUAGGUGAUCCGUUAUGUUUUCAUUCAGAUGUGCUGUUAUAAGAUUACAUACUGACUGACUGGUGUACCUGCCCUGUUUCAGAAAGCAGUUAAACAAACUCUGAGUCCAACCCUGAUCUCUGCUUCAAUUAAGCCUGAGAUCUCUUCUAAGUUUUCAGUUCCAAAAAAGCUGAUCAGAUUUUGAUCAUAGUAUGUUCACGCUGUGCCAAGCAUUUGCCUGUUCAAUAAAAAAGUCCAACAUACAUGGAGCUCAAAAACUACGAUUCACCAUGACACCUGUUAAUAUAGAGUUUCCAUUGUUAUCCAGUGGACAUGAAAAUAUGAAUGUACAUUCUGUUCACUUCAAUUUACUUAAGUUUUUUCCUUAAAUUAAAGUUAUAGACCUAUUACUGUAGACCUCUGUCUGACCCCUUUAAUUUGCAAUUGAAAAACUUAAUGUUAUGCCUUGAUGAAUGUUAGCUUUUGUCUCACAUCUGAUCUGUAACAGAUAAUAAAAUACCU